UUUUCGUUGGUACCGCACGAGUUUCUCUAUUGUCGGUGACACACGCGCGGUGGUACCACGAAGCGUAAACGAAAUAUAUUUUUAGCGCGAAAUUUAUAAUUUUUUUCCACGGAGGGCCACAUCGAUCAGGUGAAAACUAGAGACAGUGCAACAAAAAUCCAUUUUUUUUUUCGCUAUUAUUAACUUUAUUUUUAUAAAAAACUUUCUAUGUGGCUUAUAAGUAAGUGUCGUGUUGAGGAAUAUGGGGAGAUAAACGCCGUUCGAAGGUGGAUUCGAUUUUCACGAGACCUACCAUUACAGAUGCAUCUCCUUCCGAAUAGACCCACUAUGCAUUAGACUACAACCAUGGUGAUGUGUAACGCGAUGGAAUCGAUAGUGAUCCCAAGACCACCUGCGUUACCGCUGGGUCCUUUGGCAUCCAUGCCCAACAAGAGGAGCUCUCCGCCCUUUCCCACUACAAACGCCGACCUUACGCAGAACAACGAAUCGAACACGGCUUUAUACGAGGAACGGAAGUUCACCCAAAAGUUGGUGGAAAACAGCAAACUCAUCUUCAGGAACGAAAGCGUGAGAAGCAAGAUCAGCACCAGGAGCGCUACCUCUCAACAUUCAAACGGAUUCAGGCUUCGCGAUACCAACAACAACGGGUUAAAUAAUGGUUUGAACGAUAAAGAAGACACUGGUUCUAUUUACAGCGUCUAUAAGCAAAAAAUAGAUAGCAUGUUCGAAUCGGACUCUAGCGUCAGUCACGGCUCCAACCACAACAGCGUUCAGGCGAAAAUCGAGAAGAUGUUCAGCGACGUGGCCAAAGAGAGCGGCAUCCCUCCCAAUCAAAUAGGGUUGCACAGUUUCUCAGUAGACUAUCUUGGAAGUACAUCGCUCCAAGACAAAGUGACCAGCCUCGACGGUCUGCAGAAUCCCCUGAGGGAACUGUAUUUCUCUUACAAAAAGCACACCAAACCUAAACAGAAACUGUCCGGUAGAUUGGAGAUAUCCUCCCAAGGUUUGAGGGUGCAGUAUCAAGGAGUGAACGGUGACUUGGAGCAGAUGAAUUCGUUUCCUACUAUAGCGGUCUGGUCCGCGGUAAAGUUCGUUAUCCAGGAGAGCAGCUCCGGAUUGUGUUACGCAUUUCUGCCGCUGAUCACCGAUCCCGAUAAUAUGGACAAGCAGAUGUUGUUCAGGAACUUGGAGGGCGCGGAGAAGAAGUACGUCCAUGUCGAAGACCACUCGCCUUUGUUCGCGGUCGUGAUGAGGAAGAUCGGAGUGCAGAAACAACUGGAAUGUCACGGAUUUGUCUGCCAAACAUCAGAAGAUGCGAUCGUAAUAGCGGCCACUUUGUACAAAUCGCUGGUAAGUCACAUGAAGAACAAAGAGGUCAAGCCAAAGAAUAGAAAUGGCGUGACGACUUGCAUGUCCACCGCUAGCAGUAUCGUGGAAAAAUCUAACGGAUCGGUUCCCGUCAGACCACCGAGGAAAAAGAGAAGCUCCGCUUCUUCCAUCGCUAGCGACACCAAUUCCAUCACCAACGUUUCAGAUACCCCACUCCCGUCGAGUUUGAACGAAAAGUCGCCGAAAAAAAGCAUCAAAACGAAGCGUGCGCCGGAUGCGCCGAAACACGAGGACCUGGAUGCCAUUUUGCCAUACGAGGAGCCCAUAACGAUUAGUAAAAACGGUUUAAGCAACGAUGGCACGCAGGAGGGGUCUGCGGAAGUCAAGCCCAAGACAUUUAGCGAUAAAGUCAGCACUUAUAUGAGCGAAGAACAGAAAAUGCUGGCCGCAGAGAUGAAGCAAGUGGUGUGCGAUCCGGAUAAAGGCUUGAAGAGGGCUCAAAGCUUGCGCAAAAGGGACGAAGACCAGGCGAGGAAAAAGGAAAACUCGGGGGACAUAUUGACCAAGGUCACCAUACCCAGAUCCGGUAGCUUCUUGAACACCGGCGGAUUGACCAGGUACAAGAACAAAGCGUCCAGGAAUAACGACUCUGCCGGCGGAGGCUCUCCCCUCGGAUUCCAGGAAAUUUUCCACGAACUGUCGCUGCAAGAAGGACUUCACUCGAUGGACGAGAUUUUGUCGGUCAUAAUCGAUCCGGACGGCAUGUCCUUCAACGACCUGAAGCCCAUCUACAAGGAAUUUUUGCUCAAGCUGGCCGUCACUUUUACGAAAGACGAGCUGUAUCAGAAAAGCAAGAGUAUCAUGAGACGGCAGAAAAAGAGACUCGUAAAAAGAUCGCCCAGUAUUAAAAGAAAUCAGCACAAACUGGUGGCCAACAAAUUCAAAAAACUGAAGCACAUCUUCCAGAAGAAUCCCAAAACGGCGUCGAAAAAUAAUCCCGACGAGAGCAGGAAAAACAGCGGCUGCUCGAUCGAAACGCACAUCAAUCAGAAACUGGCGGAGAGCAGUAUAAGCACCUCGUCUUACGACACUAGACAGUUCCGGCCCAAGGAGGAGUUUUUCGAGAAGAGGCCCAAUUUUAAGAAGAAAGGGGAGCUGCGUAGGACCAGGAGGAGAGAUCGGACGAGCACCAGCGAGGAAUCGGACUUUCUGUCGCUCAGACGGCAACAAAAAUUGAAAAACCGCAACACGAAUUUGCCGGUUUCGAAUCAAAACCGGAACUCUUCGUCGGGGUACGUGUCUUGGUCGGAAUGCAGCUGCGAUUCAGAUAGCUGCGAGUGCGACUCCGCCGAGAAGUGUUACUGCAGCUUGGGGCAACGAAACUUCGAAGGCAGGAGACGAGCGAAGUGCAUGUGCAACGAAGACAUAGAAUUCUGCGGGUGCGACACUGAUUCGUGUUCUGAAUCUAACAAGUGCUACUGCCAGUACGUCGCUAAACGUCGCCAACGUCGCGGCUCGGGAUUCGACGUUUCUCCCCUCUCCCACCAAAAGCUAUGCAAGAAGUCCUCCAACACGAAGAGCUCGAGGAGUCUGGAGUACAUGUCGAACCCCAGCGAGAGUUACUACGAGAAACUGAGGAGCAAAAGCAAAUACGGCAGCGAGCGUACGCACUCUUAUUACCGCAACAAUAGCCUGAAGAAGAAGCGCAGGAAUAGCCACUUGGGGGUGAGCACCGUCCAGGAGGAGUUUGACGUGGGCGGGGAAAAAUUGUCAGCGAUGGACCACGAGCUAAUAAAGCUGAUGAAGCGGGGUAAUUUUGAGGACACGCGCGUGCUUCAGGAGGCGUUCGACGGAGCAAGAUUCGGCGACAGCUUCGGAGAUUACUGGGCAGCGACCAGGGGAUACGCGGCGCCCAUCAAAAGCAACGUUACCACUGGUGGUAGAAACAUUCAGUCGGCGAUAGCGACGGGAGGGUACGGAGAGGCGCUGUCUGUUAAAAAGUCGGCCGAAAUGGCGGCUCUAUUUGCCGACAUUAAACUGAGUCAAACGACCGACAUUACCCAUCUGUAUCCCGAAGGAUUCGAGCUCGACGAAUCUGUUUCGUCGAGAAAUGGCUACGGUACCGAAUUUAUGCAACCCAAGUACAGUAAACCAUUUAAGGCCGCACCCCCAAACCAAGACGCCAAAUCCAUCACGCAUUAUAAACCUUUGCAAGGAAUUCGUCCGAUGGGCGCCAAAAACAAGAGUCAUCUCUAUUCGACGAGAAACGGACUCUACACGAUCCAGAGUCAGUCGGACGACAGCCGUAGAUCCAGCGUGAGCGAGGGAAAGAAGCUGGCCAUCGAAAACGGAAACCUAGAAAAUGACAGCAGCAACAAGGAACAUUUCCAGGACGACAGUUACUCCAACGUUUGCAAGAAAGUCAGCAGUAACAUCGAGAACUCGUUAGGCUACUUGCCAUGAUGCAGAAGAUAAAGUCUUUCAUUCAGUUAUUCAUUUUUGCUUGACUCUCGAGACGGGUAACCCAAGAAUUUCUGCGUAUUAAAAAGAAAACCCCAAUCCGCGCGAUUUUCCAAAGUUUUGCUGGUAUUUUUAAACCUCUUUUUUCUUUUUACAGAAACUUCACAUCAACUUCACCGAGUUUUUUUUUGCUUAACUUAAACAGUUUAAAGUUGAACUCUGAAGAAGUCCACAAAUGAUUGGCGAAAUGUCAGUCAGCAGUCUUUUCCACAGUGUUGUGAAAACCCACCACAGCUCAGUCUUGAAGAAUUUUCUUUAACAUUAAACGACGUUUGUCACACAUGGACUGACCAAAACUAACCAUGCUGUAUUUCAUGCUAAAAAGUAAUUAAACGAAAACGUCUUCAAGGCGGAGCUGGUUUUCUCAAUUGCGCACAACUUUAUGCACAAAUGUUGCCAAAAAAGUUCUUUAAAGCCUUUUAGAAAAAAAUAGAAGAUACAAAAAUUUAAGAAGUCUCUCAAUCACCUCUUCAAUUUAUGGUGCUAUAAUGCGAUUGAUCAUUUGUCGUUAUCUUUCUGCACAGCGGAAUACGAAGUCUUUUGCGUCUUAGAACCUCCCUAAAUACCCGAAACUCAUCUCAUAAGUCCGCAGCUAUCUAUGUAGAGACUUUCACACUAUUGUCUCCAGACUUUAGGUACUUCAUUAAGAUCAGCCUGUAGUUUGCAAUUCUAAUCUCCUAUUGAAGAUGAUAUUGGUUUCAAAAUACGUAGGUUUUGCAGCGCAGUUUUCAGAUGUUGAGUUUCCUUUCCCUUAAGUUUUAAAGUGUGAUUGAUUCUUUAAUAUAUUUAGGAGUUGGCAAUGCUCAAUAGGCUCAGCAUCGCCAUCUUGUAGUAAUCAGAAUGUACUCUAGCCGCCAGUAGUGUUCAAAAAGUGGCAAAGUAAGAGGAACUUUGUUUUUUAUGCUGGUGGGGUAUUUAGCUGAAUUAACUCAAAUCUGAAAAAACUAACACUGCUAGUUCAGAAAAGUGAGUGUCAUAGGCAUAAGGAUGAUGAACGCAAAACUUAACGAAGAUGGAUGAAAAAGUCGCGGUGGAUGAUACCAUCCAUAAUUUUGGUUUACCCAUUUCGAAUCACAUUUAAGUUCAUUACUCCUACGUUUUAAAUAUUAAGCUGACGCUCAAUUUGUUUUAUAUUCAAAGUCGCGUUGAAGUCCUUCGAAUGGACUAAAAUUUGUCCUAUUUUUUACUUCCUAUAGCGUAGAUGGUAGUUAAUUUGCUAGACGUAAUGCGAUUUAAUACUCGAAAAUGUGUGUAUAUUAAACCAAAAUGCCAUAUCUAAUUGUAAGUGCAAUAUUUUUUAUGGGGUCAAGUGCAAUUAAGUUAUAUUGGGGCAGGUGGCAAUGGGGUGGUGCAAUAUGGGGUUUUAGUAUAUUUUACACAGCGUCGGUUCGUGAUCGCAUGUGCAAUACAUUUGUUACGUUUACGUUAGACAUUAAUUAUAUUUUUGAUUUGG
Cylas formicarius (sweet potato weevil) is the source of this 5302-nucleotide messenger RNA. RefSeq lists its product as uncharacterized. Lineage: Eukaryota; Metazoa; Arthropoda; Insecta; Coleoptera; Brentidae. The transcript is spliced from 9 exons. The record is from RefSeq and is a predicted model, not a curated record. The coding region runs from base 346 to 3792 and encodes 1148 amino acids.